This is a messenger RNA of Thamnophis sirtalis, 1023 nucleotides long. The record is from RefSeq and is a predicted model, not a curated record. Lineage: Eukaryota; Metazoa; Chordata; Lepidosauria; Squamata; Natricidae.
AUGUCUGAACAAGAGGAACUUGCCGAUUUGGAUGGACUUUGGAAUUCUUCAGCCAAUCAGUUCAGCUCCACCAAGAUCGCCAUCCCAGUGGUCUUCUCCAUCAUCUUUCUGUUGGGCACCGUUGGCAACAGUCUGGUUUUGGCUGUGCUCCUGCAGAACAGCCAGAGGGGCUGCAACCAGACCCACCUCUUCAUCUUCAACCUGAGCUUGGCCGACUUCUUCUUCAUCGUCUUCUGCGUGCCCUUCCAGGCCACCAUCUAUUCCACGGAGGGCUGGGUCUUUGGCGCUUUCAUGUGCAAAGUGGUCCAUUUCCUCAUCUACCUUACUAUGUAUGCCAGCAGUUUCACCUUGGCUGCCGUCUCGGUGGACAGGUAUUUGGCCAUUCGCUACCCGUUACACUCCCGGGAAUUACGUACUGCCUACAGUGCGGUGAUGACCACAGCGAUCAUCUGGGGCCUCUCCAUGAUCUUCUCAGGGCCCUACCUGAGCUACUACCACUUGGUUCGAUGGGAGGAGAGCUACAUCUGCAUGCCAGGCUGGGAGGGAUGGAAGCGCAAGAUCUUAGAGACCAGCACUUUCGUCUUUGGCUACAUCAUCCCGGCUGUUAUUGUCUGUCUCUCCUACUGCAGGACAAUUAAACAUCUCUGGAUAUCAGUGGAUCCUUUAAUGGACAUGUCAGAGUCUAAGAAGUCUAAGUGGAAAGUGACUAAAAUGAUCAUCGUUGUGACCAUCCUCUUCUGCUUCUGUUGGCUGCCCUACCAUGUGGUUGUCCUCCACUAUCUCUACGGAGACUUCCCUUUCAACCAAACCACCUACGCUUUGCGCCUGCUCUCCCACUGCAUGGCAUAUGCCAACUCUUGCCUCAACCCCAUCGUCUACGCCUUGAUCUCCAAGCACUUCCGCAAAGGGUUCAAGAAGGUCUUUAGAUGCCUGCUGAGGAGGAAACCAUGGAACAGAGUCCAAGUAGUCCAUAGUAUUCUUAUCAAGCCUGGUGUUGAAGUGGCCUCCACACAUAUUUGCUAG